GUAUCCGACAUAGUUGUUGUCAAGAGAAGCCUGAGAAGCCGCGAAUAAACAGAUUUUCCUUAAAUAAAUAAUGCAGCUUGAAAUCAUGUAGACUGAGUCUAGCACACACAAGAAUGACGGCGGUUGACUCUGAUCUGGACUCUUUUAUUAGACAGCAAAAAACAAAGCUUGCAAAUGAACGACAAACAUUAAAAAAUAGUCCAGAUAACUUUGGGGUCAAGGUUAGGCGCAAGUGGGGUCCUCCCAUUGAAGCCACUAAGGAGAUAGAGAGAGAGAACUACAAGAAGCUCUGGUACCAAGUGAAGGGCAGAUACUUAGAGCCAACAGCUGCUCGCAAGCAAUGGGGGUCCCCGGUCAAGCUGUCCCCUAGAGGUUUGCUGGACACCAACGCCCUGAUCUUGGAUGUCCAGAAGGAGAAGGAGAGGGCGGAGUAUGAGGAGAUGUGGCGACUUCAGCAUGGGAUGGAGCCAUCACCACGUGGUGUAAACAAUCCCAGCAAGCCCACCGCACCACCUGCCCCGCAGUUUGAUAGCACACGCACACAGGAGGGAACAGAGCGGGACAAGUAUAGAGAAUUGUGGCAACAACAGCAUCGUGAGGCCCAAGAGACCAACAUGAAACGUGGAGCUGGGGUUUUAGACACCGCCCAGAUCAUCCGGGAGGUGGAGCGUGAAAAACGUGAGGAAGAGGAGCGCCUCAGACAACACAAUCCACUGCUGGGGGGUGGGGGAAAGCCCCCUGUGGGGAAGGUGCGAGGAAAUGUUGACAGGGAUGAGUACCACAGACUGUGGGAGCAGCAGAACUCUAAGCAUGCAGGCAAGCCUCCUCCAUAUCCUGGCAAAAAGUCCCCUGAGAAAGUGAACAACAAAGAUGUUAGCAGAGGAGAUACAAAGCAAUUAGCCAAGAGGAUGGAGGAGCCAGCAGCCGACCAGCAGUUUGAUGAUAGUUUAAAGAACAUUCAGGAUAAAAUAGCUGAGGCCAAAGAUGAAGCAGACAGAUAUCGUAAGCGCUGGGAAGAGCAAAAGAAGGAAGGAGUUUCUAAUAACCGGCCACACACAGUAGCAGUAGAGGAAGAUGUGCUGCCAGUGGGUGGGUACGAAGAUUACAGGAAAAAACUAAACCUUGAGCGCCAGAAAGAAUAUAAUGAAAUGCUCAGACAGGGAAAAUUAGGUAGACGAUCCAAUAAAAGUGCACCAGCCAGUGAAAUAGUGGAGGACGAAGCACUGCCAAUAGGAACAUACGACGACAAUAAAAGGAAAUUAAAUGAAGAAAGGCGCAGAGAAUACAGAGAAAUGCUAAUGAAGAAAACAGCAGGCAACAAACAGGCCAGGCUGAGUACAGAGGAGGAGCCUCUUCCUCUGGGAGGAUAUGAGGAGAACAGGAGGAGGUUGAAUGAGGAGAGGAGGAAGGAGUACAAUGAGCUGCAGCAGAGGAAGCGAGGAGACAAAUUUGAUCUAGGUUUAGCUCCGGAGGUUGAUGAGUCUGAGGAGUUUGGACUCUUCCACAACCUUGGAGCUGAAGACAAAAAACUGAAAGAAGCCAAGAGGGAGCCACCUGUCCACCUAAACCUGCAGGGACAAAACAUCUACAACAAAGCCAUACGAAAAGGUUAUCAAGCCCGCCCCCUACAAGAGCAAACAGAUGAAUAUAAAGCCUCCACCUUCAACAGCAAUGAGAGUGAUGCUGCCAAAUUGCAGAAGAUGAAAGAGAGAAAUGAUGAGUACAACCAGUUUCUGGCAACCAAAGCAGAGAGAGACCAGAACAGAUUUGCUGAUAAAAAAUCUGCAUUGGUAAAAGAUGAUGGAGUUUAUGCUACCAUUCCUGGGCUGCGUUAUUCUAAUUCUGCUCAGAGGAAGGAAAAGGAAGCUGAGAGAAACAAGGAGUACAAUGAUAUGAUGCGGCAGAAGGCACAGUCUCGUAACCCACCUAAGCAGGGCUGGGGUACACCAACCUAUGAGGAGAUGCUGGACAAGAAGAGAGCUCAGGAGUCACAGUACAGACGAGCCAAUGAUAUUGGACUUGAUUCAGACCCUCACGUAAGGGAGACAGAGAUCAGGAUUAAAGAGCUGGAGAGAGAUCUUUCUGCUGCCAAAGAUGUAUUUGACCUUGACACUGCGGAGCUGGUCCAGGAGUACAAAGAUGUGCUCUCACGGCUAGUGGAGUUCAAUGUUAGUUUGCAGGAUGAAGUGAACAGCUCUAGUCAAACACAUGCAAGAACCAUCAUGAAGAACUAUCAGGACCCUAACAAGAACCUGCUGUUACAGAACCCCCAAGAUGCCACCUACUACAACUCUCUGCCCUUAGGCACAGGGCAGAAUGAGAAGCAGAGACGGAGUAAAGAGGAAUAUGACAGGGCAUUGAGGAAACAAAUGGAAGAGUCAGCAUACGCCAGGAAAUUGGAGAGAGAGCAAGGUCUUCUGAUCAACGACAAUGGCAUCGUCAACUCUGACCCAGCCCUGGUUUUGUAUGACACCCGCCCACGCAGGAAGGACCCGGCUCUGGAGGCAUAUAACAACAAAAUUCUGGCUGACCUCAAUAAGCUGGAUGAAAUCAGCCCUAGAUCCAAUGCUAUCCUGGGUCGCAGACCAUUAAACGGUGACAGGAGCUACCUGGGGGGUGGUAUUAAUCCCCCACCUCUGCAGCUCGGGCGGACCCCUGGAAGUAUUCUUGACUUGGGCUUUGAUCCCGGCCUUGACCCACCCACUCGCAUCUCCUCCCUGAACCCCCCAGCUGGACUACAGUACCAACCCUCGACCUACAUCACAGCUAAUGCUGUUCCUCUCAUGAACAGCUCAGUGGAUGAGGCUUACAACUUCUACGCCACUAGGAACCCACUGGACCCUGGGCUCAACGCUGCUCCUGUUGGUGGCGGAGGUGGGGGAGGAGGAGGUGUACCCUCACUCAACCUGUCUGGUUUAGGUGGUGAUGGACCAGGGUCAAGGGUUCGCUUUAAGGAACCAAGGGCCAAGGGCAGGACGUCACCGCCUGCCACAGGCAUGGAGUUUCCCUCAGACAGUGAGAAGAAGAAGGAGCAGCGCCAGAGCCAGCUGGCCUACAGGGAGGAACUGGAGCGGCAGAUGCAGGAGAAAAACUGGAAGAAGAUAAAGGAGAAGGAGGAGCAAGAGAAGUAUGACUUGAAGAUGGAAGAGGAGGCAAGAAACUAUGACCCCUUUGGUAAAGGUGGAGGCGGGGCCCCCAUGAGAGACCAGCACGGCAACAUCAUUUCUGAUCUGCGCCAGAUGAGGUUUGACAACACCAACAGAAAUGACAAGUUCUCUCCCCGGACCUAUGGGGGUGGGGGUGGUGCAGCAAGUCCCUAUGGUGGAAGCUAUGGGGGUGGGGGAGGCGGCCCUCAGGCAGGCAACACGACCAGGGCAGCCAACAGCUACAGGGACGACCUCAUCGGGCCCCCACCUGUCCAGACCACGGCAGAAGGAGAGGCUUCGUUUGCCCGGGGUGGUCAUGGUAUUUUUGGGAUGCCUAAGACUGAUGCAGAAAAGAUGCAAGCUGACAAGUACAAGGUGGACUUGAAAAAACAGAUUGAGGAGAAAAAAGCUGAGGAGUACAGGAGGAGACAGCUGGAGAGGCUGGAGGAGGAGAAGGAGCAGAGGUUGCUGGAUGAGCAGAGAGCCAAGAUGCAGAGAGAGUACGAGGAGGAGCAGCGCAAGUUGAAGGAGAAGGAAGAUGAGGCUCGAAGAAAAAAUGAGGAGUUGGUGCGUGCAGCGGAGGAGAAGAAAAGAGAGGCAGAGAGGAGGAGACGUGAGCUGGAGGACCAGAGACUGCAGGAGCAGAGGGAGGAGAGGGAGAGAGAGAGGCAGAUGGCAGCAGACAGGAGAGGCCAGUCUCCUCCCAUUCCUGCCCUGAGGGGCAAACAGGAAGAAGGGGGAGGGGCCAGCGCAGGGGGAGGGGCCAGCGCAGUGGCCCCAUCACCCCCUAUACCUGCCACACGGACUAGAACAGUUGAACCAGUUGCUGCCCCUAGUAAACAAGAGUUUACGCCCAGGGCUCAAAGUGCUGAUGUAUUGAACCAGCUGGCCCAGAUGAGAGCACAACUCCAGAAUGAACGUAUCCGUGUACAGACCAUGUUGGAUGAUCAAAAUGAUGAAGUGGACAUUUAUGACCCCAGGCAAGUCCAGCGGCCGCAGCCAGUGCCAACCCAAGGUCGGCCAGAAGUGGAUGUGUUUGAGACGGCCUUGAACCGUAAUGCAGUGGCGGUCAGGAGAACACCCGCAGGUCGCACAGGUCGCACGUCUGCAGACAGAGCCAACCCACAGGCUGCUGAAGAGUUCAACUCCCUCAAACACAAAGAGGACUCUGACUCCCGCAAACAGUUUCGCCAGCUCUUCCCUACAGAACCAACCACCAGCGACGCCCUUGAGUCCCAGCAGAUGGCGCUGCUACGCCAGCAGGAGGAACGUCUGAGGACCAUCAAGGAGAGAAGGGCCCUGGAGGACACCUCAGCGCUGCACCUCAACCGUGAUGUCCGUAGCUCCAGCUCCCAGCUUCACUCCAACAGUGCAUUUGUAGAUGUGACGGGUGUGGGCAACUUCCCUGAUGACUUUGAGGACCUGCCUCGUAGAAAUGAUUCGGCUCGCUACAGAAGGAGGACACGGGUCCCAUCCAGCCCAAAGAUGACCACACCAGAUGUCACCAGUCGAGCCACCUUUGGCUCCCAGUCUAGUCUAAAUGUUGACAAAUUGGCCAGGAAAAACGAAGACAGGCUCAGGCGUCUCAGGGACCUGCAAGGGGAUGACCUAUCUUUGUAUGAUCCUGAAGAUGUCCUUGACAGAUUCAUGACAAAACAAGGUCACCACAGGAUGUUUGCUGACGAAAUAGAAACCAGGUCAGAUUCUUCCAGCCCAGCAUUUGGCACCCCCCUCACGUAACACGCUGCUGGACGACACUUGGAUGAGGUCAGCCAGCAAACAGUCCAAGUACUAGCCGGACAAGAUGGCCGCCAAGUACUAGCCGGACAAGAUGGCCGCCAAGUACUAGCCGGACAAGAUGGCCGCCAAGUACUAGCUGGACAAGAUGGCCGCCAAGUACUAGCCGGACAAGAUGGCCGCCAAGUACUAGCCGGACAAGAUGGCCGCCAAGUACUAGCCGGACAAGAUGGCCGCCAAGUACUAGCCGGACAAGAUGGCCGCCAAGUACUAGCCGGACAAGAUGGCCGCCAAGUACUAGCCGGACAAUAUGUUUAACUUAACGCCGUGUGUCCGAAUGGUUUACAGGGUGUCUGACGUCAUCCAUUCUCCAAGUGUCAAAACCUUCUCCGUCCAAAAGUCCUUUGUCCAAAAGUUGUGGUCAAUUGUUGGCCAAAAGUUGUGGUCAAUUGUUGUCCAAAAGUUGUGGUCAAUUGUUGUCCAAAAGUUGUGGUCAAUUGUUGGCCAAAAGUUGUGGUCAAUUGUUGUCCAAAAGUUGUGGUCAAUUGUUGUCCAAAAGUUGUGGUCAAUUGUUGGCCAAAAGUUGUGGUCAAUUGUUGUCCAAAAGUUGUGGUCAAUUGUUGUCCAAAAGUUGUGGUCAAUUGUUGGCCAAAAGUUGUGGUCAAUUGUUGUCCAAAAGUUGUGGUCAAUUGUUGUCCAAAAGUUGUGGUCAAUUGUUGGCCAAAAGUUGUGGUCAAUUGUUGUCCAAAAGUUGUGGUCAAUUGUUGGCCAAAAGUUGUGGUCAAUUGGUGUCCGAAAAUUGUGGUCAAUUGUUGGCCAAAAGUUGUGGUCAAUUGUUGUCUGAAAGUUGUGAUCAAUGGUUAUCCAAAAGUUGUGGUCAAUUGUUGCAUUGAUGUAGUCAAUAGUUCUCUUGUCCAAGAAAGGACCAGAUUUUUUCCUUGGGAUUUUGUUUUCGUUUUACCAAGGAAUGUCAAGGUCGUAGCGUGGGUGUCAGAUCUCGAACAUUCGGCGGACAGAGACUGGUCUGUUGGGGACUCACCAAAAAGGGAUUGGGGACUCACCAAAAAGGGAUUGGGGACUCACCAGAAAGGGAUUGGGGACUCACCAGAAAGGGACUGAUGUUUUUAUCCACCAGAACCUGGGAAUGAAUGAUUGUAUAUAUCUGGCAUAUUGCAUGUAUGCUACACAAUGUUAUCGUACAUGUGUUGUAUGCUUCUGGGCGUUGUUAUAUGUGUAUGCUACAGAAAAUUAUUAUAUGUGUAUGCUACAGUGUACAUUCUCAUCUAUUUAUUUGUACGAUUCAUUAUGGCUCUGUAUUCUCCUACAAAUGUUUUGUAAAUAAAACAACUGAAACCUGUAAUGUUAAUAUUUAAAAUAAUUAUUUAAUUGCACAAUUUCUUGUAAUCAAACCCAGGCAAAUGAAAUAUUUGAGAAUAAAUUUACG
Messenger RNA from Physella acuta, 6327 nucleotides. RefSeq names its product centrosome and spindle pole-associated protein 1. Lineage: Eukaryota; Metazoa; Mollusca; Gastropoda; Physidae. Gene Ontology annotation, cellular component: centrosome; spindle pole; microtubule. Gene Ontology annotation, biological process: positive regulation of cytokinesis. The record is from RefSeq and is a predicted model, not a curated record.